UCUACUCUUCCUUAUUGUACUGUUGAUCCGGAGAGAUCUACAGUCGGGUGAAAGCCUUGAGCAGAUCACAUCAGAGAGAAAAAGAGAGAACCGGAAAGACUCAAAGCUCGAGCAGAAGAGGAGGGGGGGAAGCCAGCAAAAAAAAACACGCGGUGCACGUUCAAACGGACCAGCGCGACUCACGAGCUCCUUAGUCCACCCUUUCACCUACAAAACCACCUCCUCCCUAAGGCACCGACCCAACACACCGGGAGAUCACCGUAAUCCAGGUGUGUGUCAGUGGUGCCCAAAUCCAAAGACGGAGAAGGGGGCAUGCCUAUUCUGCUGCAGCCCAACAGAGUUAUACAGAACUGGGCCAGUGUCUGAAGAAAAAGUGCCAAGUAAGGCCCCCCACCUCACCUUAACCCUCCCCAGGGAUUGGAAGCCCCAGAUGUGCCCCUUGACUCAUUAUAACCCAGGUCAGCCCGCUGUUCCCCUGGUUUCACCUGUACUGCCUGGUGUCCAGACCCAUCCACAGCACCAGCCUGCUUAUGCCUGAUUAACUACAGGUGACAAACCCAUCCUCCUGUAUCCCAGACGGCCCUGAAGCAAGUCUUCUCCAAUAACCAAAUUCAAGGAGUCCAAGCUCCAGCCUCGAGUGUGUGUGCAUUGUGGCCCUGGUGUCAUGGCCUUCACCCUAUCUGAGAUCAUGGCGGCGAGACGACAGCAGCAGUCCCAGGCCCAGAGGUCUGGCAGCAGGACAGCCGUAGAGGUGGAUGAGUACAGCACAAACCCCACCCAGGCUUUCACGUUCUACAACAUCAACCAGGGACGCUUCCAACCCCCACACGUGCACAUGGUUGAUCCGUUGGCCCACGACACUCCCAAGCCGCCAGGUUACACGCGCUUUGUGUGCAUCUCUGACACACACUCACGCACUGAUGCCAUCCAGAUGCCCUACGGAGAUGUGUUCAUCCAUGCUGGAGACUUCACUGAGUUGGGCCUCCCUUCCGAGGUCAAGAAGUUCAACGACUGGCUGGGCACCCUGCCCUACGAUAUAAAAAUUGUGAUUGCGGGGAACCACGAAUUGACCUUUGACCAGGAGUUCAUGGCUGACCUCAUCAAGCAGGACUUCUACUACUUCCCUUCUGCCUCUAAGCUCAAACCGGAGAACUAUGAGAACGUCCAGUCGCUGCUCACCAACUGCAUCUACCUGCAGGAUUCCGAGGUCACCGUUCGGGGUUUCCGUAUCUACGGCUCUCCCUGGCAGCCGUGGUACUUUGGCUGGGGCUUCAACCUGCCCAGAGGUCAGGCUCUUUUAGACAAGUGGAACCAGAUCCCUGACUCCACCGACAUCCUGGUCACACACUGCCCUCCACUGGGCUUUCUAGACUGGGUUCCUAAGAAGAUGCAGCGUGUGGGCUGUAUGGAGCUGCUCAACACCGUCCAGAGAAGAGUACAGCCCAAGCUCCACGUGUUUGGACACAUUCAUGAAGGUUAUGGUAUGAUGACUGACGGCACCACCACCUAUAUCAAUGCCUCAGCCUGCACUGUCAACUUCCAGCCCAUGAACCCGCCCAUCGUCUUUGAUCUGCCCAACCCGAGGACCACAUGACUGGAGAAGGCCCGCCCCCAGAACCACAUUUCCAAUCAGGAGACAGCAGGUGGACAAAGAUGAGGGGGAGCGGGCAGGAUUUCAGUACUGUAUAUAUUUCAAAAUGGCCAAGGACACACAAUGUGUGUGGUGUGUCUGUUAGUGUGUGUGUGGCAGUACUGGCACAUGUACAGUAUUGAGGGAUGGACAUGGCGAAUGCCAAUACUACUUUGGCAUCUAUCCUUUUUUAUUUUCCAUGUGCUAUCAUUUUCACACCUUGUUCCCCAUAAUGGAUCAGACCCACAGACAGAAAGACAGUUCUGAAGAAGCCUCAGCUGUAAGCCUAUCUCCCACUCUGCUCUCCUACUGCACUGACAAUCGAACUGGGUACCCAGUAAGCCAGCCAGCCAUCCAGCCAGCCCAACACUUCCUCCCCCUGUUAGAAGUGGUUGUGGCCCUCCUACUGAGCAAUGCUGGUAGAACUGUAGAGUUUGGUCUUACCAUAUGUCCAGUGGAGAUCCUAUUGUAUUUGGUGUAUUUGGAUGCCCCAACCUCUCAGAAUCAGAAUAAGAAAGGGAUUUAUUCGCCAUGAAAGUUUGCACUGACAAGGAAU
Molecule: messenger RNA, 2186 nt
Organism: Hypomesus transpacificus
Lineage: Eukaryota; Metazoa; Chordata; Actinopteri; Osmeriformes; Osmeridae
Gene: mpped1
Product: metallophosphoesterase domain containing 1
Exons: 7
Coding region: 665-1594 (309 amino acids)
Molecular function (GO): hydrolase activity
Source: RefSeq, a predicted model, not a curated record